Messenger RNA from Phytophthora sojae, 339 nucleotides. RefSeq lists its product as hypothetical. Gene Ontology annotation, biological process: lysosome localization; endosomal transport. Gene Ontology annotation, molecular function: gamma-tubulin binding. NCBI's taxonomy places the organism in Eukaryota, Oomycota, Peronosporomycetes, Peronosporales, Peronosporaceae. The transcript has 4 exons. Gene Ontology annotation, cellular component: gamma-tubulin complex; BLOC-1 complex; BORC complex. The record is from RefSeq and is a predicted model, not a curated record. The coding region runs from base 1 to 339 and encodes 112 amino acids.
AUGGAGAAGGCCGAGGUCGACGAGCUGCGGCAGCUCUCGCAGCGCGUGUGCGAGAACGUGACGGCGUAUGUGGGAGCCCAACUCGGCGGCUCGCUGGAGUCGAUGCAGCUGAUGGAGACGGUCGUGAACAACAUCAACGCCAAGUACAAGGGCAUGAAGCGCGAGGCCAAGAGCAUUGGCAAGUUGUCCAAGGUCCUGGAGGCGAGAGCAUCUGCGAACGAGGAGAAGAUGAACAUCAUCGACGACAUCGAUGAGGAGCUCUCGGAGCUGGAGGACAUGGUGGACCAGCUCGAGCAGUACACGGGGUCGCUGGAGAUCAAGUUUAAUGAAGUGCGCUAG